GAGCGGCAUCGAGGCCAUCGGGAAGUGUUUCUGGAUAAUGACAUCAGCGACGACCUGGAAGCGGAAGCGGGAAGAAAAGAAGAAGAACAACAGUCCAGCGGUGUUAUGGAGGAGCCGCAGCGUCGGCGGAAGCGGAGCCCGCGCGGAAGCCACUCGCCGCCGCCGGGGAACUCGGGGGCCGGCAGGUCACAGUCAAAAAGAAAAAACAAGUCCUCAAACAAAAAAAGCAAAUCUCCCCGAGAGAAAAGAAGCCGAAGUCCACAUCAUGUGAUACCUAAAGUAAAGCAGGAGCGAGACGAACGCUCCCAGAGGGGGCAUGAGGAGCGUCCACACCGAGACCACUCUGAGCCAGGCCACAAGCGGGAAAGAAGCAAUGACCGAGACAGACAUCGGGACCAUUCUGGCCGAAGGAAGCCCCACCGGGAUCAGCCUGGGGGUCAUGAAAGGGAGAGGGACGGUCAUCGCUUCCAGGUUCAGCAGGCACAGAGGGAAUUAUAUAAUGAGCAACGGCGUGAGCGCCGGGAGCAAGCAGAAGCCAGCGGUGAUGAGGAGAAUCCAGGGGCAGAGGGGUCACACAGCACAGACAAAGAGCCAGGGAAUAAAGAGAAACCAAGCUUUGAACUGUCUGGGGCACUUCUGGAGGAUUCCAAUACGUUCCGUGGUGUUGUGAUCAAAUACAGCGAGCCCCCGGAAGCACGGAUUCCCAAGAAGCGGUGGCGUUUGUAUCCUUUCAAGAACGAUGAGGUUCUCCCAGUUAUGUACAUUCACAGGCAGAGUGCCUACCUGCUGGGCAGGCACCGACGCAUUGCUGAUAUCCCUAUUGACCACCCCUCCUGCUCCAAACAACAUGCUGUCUUUCAGUACCGGCUUGUGGAAUACACCCGCCCUGAUGGCACAGUGGGCCGGAAGGUAAAACCCUACAUUAUUGACCUUGGCUCAGGCAAUGGCACAUUUCUGAACAACCAGCGCAUUGAGCCUCAGCGCUACUACGAACUGAAAGAGAAGGAUGUCCUGAAAUUUGGGUUCAGUAGCAGGGAGUACGUUCUGCUCCAUGAGUCAUCAGAUACCUCAGAGGUGGACCAGAAGGCAGAGGAGGAGGAGGAGGAGGAAGAGGAGGAAGAAUCCACCUGACAGCCCAUCAGGGGGUGGACUUAACCUUUCUCUGCAGCUGAGCCUCAGAUCCUUUGUGUAGACUGAAGCAUUGCUGCCCCGAUGCCUCUCACUGCCUUAAAAUCUGCUGCCUUUGGCUAGUCAUAUUAUUUUGUGAGCUUCUCACACACUCAGUUGGUUAUGGGGACUGAAGUAGAGCCAACUGUUGCUUUUCAAAUGGUUUGGGUUAAUCAGAAGGUGCUAGGAAAGUGAGGUCACUUUUGAUGCCCAGCUGACAUCGCAGCUGUGUUGCUGGAGUUUCUCAAUGUAUCUUUAAAUUUAAGACUCUGAAACAAGAAACCACCCUGUACAAAAAUUGCCUUUUCCAAACAUACAGGUUAUUUUGCUUCUCCCCACCCCUUUAUUUUUUGCUUGCACACUGUUUUUU
Lacerta agilis (Sand lizard) is the source of this 1537-nucleotide messenger RNA. RefSeq names its product Smad nuclear interacting protein 1 (gene SNIP1). Gene Ontology annotation, cellular component: nucleus. Bases 106 to 1131 code for a protein of 341 amino acids. Lineage: Eukaryota; Metazoa; Chordata; Lepidosauria; Squamata; Lacertidae. The transcript is spliced from 4 exons. The record is from RefSeq and is a predicted model, not a curated record. Gene Ontology annotation, molecular function: protein binding; mRNA binding. Gene Ontology annotation, biological process: miRNA processing.